This is a messenger RNA of Stylonychia lemnae, 1458 nucleotides long. NCBI's taxonomy places the organism in Eukaryota, Ciliophora, Spirotrichea, Sporadotrichida, Oxytrichidae. The record is from the annotation of a GenBank genome assembly.
AUGUCAAAAUUAGUAAAAUACAAGAACAUUCUGGUUCUUUCAUUGGGAAUAUUUCUGACUUAUAGCGCUUUUAACUCAUCUUAAAACCUAUAAUCUCUUGUUAUGUAAGAAGAUGGCUUUGGGCAAAUGGGAUAUCAUAUACUAGCAACACUCUAUCUAUUUAUGGGACUUGGAUCAAUAUUUUCAACUGCUAUAAUCAAUAAAUUUGGUUCAAGAAAGUGCAUGAUGAUGGGGGGAUUAGGCAAUGCUCAGUGGAUAUUCACAACCAUACUUGCUACGGAGCAUGAGAAUAAAUUGAAUUAGCAGAUUAUAGAUGAACCACCUAUAUUGAUAACUGUACUGAUAUUUGUUUCAACAAUUAUAAAUGGAUUCACUGUAGGGAUACUAUGGUCAUGUGCAAAUAAUUAUGUAGCUAGAAAUUCAGACCCAGAUCAUAAAGGUACAGGCUUUGGUAUUUUUUGGACAUUCUAUAUGAUGAGUUAAAUAUCUGGGAAUCUUAUAGCAUCAUAUACUCUAGAGAAACUAAAUCAAACUUCAUUUUUUCUGAUUAUGGGGAGUGUAGCUUUAGUAGGGACUAGCAGUUUUUACUUGAUAAGCAAUCCUUCGGAAACCACUCAUAAGAUGGCUGAAUAACCUUAAUAAGAGUUGGAAUUCGAAAGACAAGUAAGAGAAAGAAGGUUUUCAGAAUUAACUGAGUCUACUAAUUCUUCUUAAAUAAUCAGAGAUCCAAAAGAUGAGUAAUCAAAUUUUAAAUCAGAUGUCAAAUUAGUUCUACAUCUCAUAAUUGACAAUAGAAUGAGAUAUGUUAUGCUCUAAAUCUGUUGGACAGGUAUAUCAAUAGCAGUCUACACUGGUUUACUUGUACCGACUAUCGUAGAAACUCUAAAGACCUCUAAUGAGUAGGAAUAAUUCAAGUAAAGCAUGCUUGCAAUGGUGGCCUUGGGAGUUGGAGAGAUAUCAGGUGCUGUAAUUUAAGGGAAACUAGUUGACAAGUACGGUACCAAAAAUGUUUGUGUGCUCAAUAUGGUUCUAAUUUUAGUAGCUACGAUUUUUGUUCUAAACUACUUGUAUCUUGAUGAUUAUUCAGUGUUUGCCUUUAUUAUGACUUUUGUUUGGGGAUUCCAAGACAGUGCAGUUAGUAUUCAUUUGAACACUAUUUUGAGUUCAGAAUUUGAUGAUAAUCCAGGCCCAUUUUCACUGGAUUCAUUGAUAGAAGCAACUAUGGUAUUCUGCUUUUAGAUGAUAUAGUCAUUCGUUGUGAGUUGGUCAGCUCAUUUUAUUUACAUUUCAUUUGUGGGUAUAGCUGGUAUAUUAAUGUGCGCUACUACACUUUUAUUUGAAUUCAGGAAUGAUAAAAUUAAAGGUGCUAAAUAAAAUCAUUAAAAUGAAGGCAUAGCCUUGACAAGGAUGAUGAAAUUAGAAUUAAAGGUUUAAAAAUUACAUGAAGAAGAAAGUUGA